ACUGAGGUAGCGGGAUAUUUUUAAUUGAAAGCACGGAACAGCGAAGCCUGAUUUGCGGCUGAAAGUAAAGGAACGCCCAGAAUAGACUUACACGAUGUUACGCUCGACAGAGGACGGCGACCGCUAUGAGUUAUCAAGCCCGACGGCACUGCCGAAGGCCGGUGGCUUCUUAUGGAAUCAGAAGAUGAUGAUACAGAUGACCUGCCGUGGAUAUGCGACGGCGCAAUUCAUGCAGCCGGAGCCGUCAAAAUAUGCCCACGCUCCAAACCUAGAGGCCAAGACCUUUAUGCAGCCCGAGCAGAACUAUUAUGCUCAUCAUCCGGGUCGUUUCGUAUAUAUCAAGGAUGAAGAGACUAGUCAAAUAUUUUCGGCACCAUACGAGCCGGUGCGUGCUUCGCUUGACCGAUUCGUGUUUUCUGUCGGUAAAAGCGAUAUCUCUUGGACAGUUGAGCAUCUCGGUAUUCGCGUGGAGCUGACGUUGGUGAUUCCGACGCACGAUGUGGUUGAACUCUGGUCUGUUAAGGUGACUAAUCUGAGUGGACGGCCGCGUAAAAUCAGCGUGUACCCCUAUUUCCCAUUCGGUUAUAUGUCAUGGAUGAACCAGGAAGCGGAGUGGCGACCGGAUCUUGGCGGCAUAGUAGGCAGCAGCAUCACACCAUACCAGAAGGCGGCGGAUUACUGGAAGAACAAAUUCCUAAAGGACAAAUCCUACUUCCUCGCAGAGACCGCGCCGGUCUCGUGGGAGGCCAUGCAAGAGACUUUUGAGGGUGAAGGUGGUCUUCACGCGCCCUCAGCACUAACGAAGCCUCAGCUUAGUUGUAGCGAAGCUCGCUACGAAACACCAGCAGCUGUGGUUCAAUAUCGGACUGAACUGAAAGCAGACGACCAGCGCGAGUACCGCUUCCUCUUCGGCCCCGCCUUUGAUGAUGCCGAGAUACGCGCCGUCCGCGAUAAAUAUCUUAGCAAGGAAGGGUUCGCGCAGACGGCAAAGGAAUACGCAGAAUACACCGGUAAAGGAAAGGGUUGUCUGCAAAUCGAAACGCCAGACAAGCAUGUGGACAACUUCGUCAAUAACUGGUUACCGCGCCAGUGCUAUUACCAUGGCGACGUAAACCGGUUGACCACGGAUCCGCAGACGCGCAAUUACCUGCAGGACAACAUGGGAAUGUCGUACAUCAAGCCCGAGGUCGCGCGUAAAGCUUUUCUGAUAGCAGUCUCACAACAAGAGAAGGACGGGGCUAUGCCUGAUGGUAUCUUGUUAACGGAGGGUGCCGAACUCAAGUAUAUCAACCAGAUCCCACACACCGAUCACUGUAUCUGGUUACCGGUAACACUGGAGGCAUAUCUUGCGGAGACGGGUGAUUACGACCUCCUGAAGGUACCGGUAAAGGGAAUGCAUGGCGAUACCUAUACCGUGUUUGAACGUUUUAGCAGGGCAAUGGAUUGGCUACAUUUGGCCCGUGAUGCUUAUGGGUUGAGCUAUAUUGCACAGGGAGACUGGUGCGAUCCGCUAAACAUGGUCGGCUAUAAAGGAAAGGGUGUAUCAGGAUGGCAGACGGUCGCUACUGCGUUUGCGCUGAAGCUGUGGGCGGACGUAUGCGAGCAUGAGUCAAAACCCGACUUAGCAGAACAAUACCGAGCAAAAGCUAAGGGAGUCAACGAAGCUGCUAACACGCAUCUGUGGGACGGUGACUGGUAUGCACGAGGCAUCACGGAUGACAAUGUAGUUUUCGGGGUUAAGAAGGACCUAGAGGGUCGUAUCUGGCUAAACCCACAGACAUGGUCGAUUCUAAGUGGAGCGGCUAGUACCGACCAAAUCUCGCGAAUGCUACAUCAGAUAGAUUCGCAGAUGAGUACACCCUAUGGUACCGUGAUGUUCGCUCCCCCUUACAGCGCUAUGCGAGAGGACGUUGGCCGUGUAACACAGAAGUACCCAGGCUCGGCUGAAAAUGGGUCAGUGUAUAAUCACGCAGCCGCCUUCUAUAUCCACAGCUUGUAUUCGAUAGGGGAGAGCGAUCGGGCAUACGACGUCCUGCGGAAGAUGAUCCCCGGCCCUUCAGAAGAAGAUUACGUGCAACGAGGCCAGCUUCCCGUAUAUAUCCCCAAUUACUACCGCGGCGCCUACCAGAAAUAUCCGCGCACGGCAGGUCGGUCCAGUCAGCUAUUCAACACAGGGACUGUAUCCUGGGUAUACCGGUCCUUUAUUGAAGGGUUAUGUGGUCUGAGUGGCGACGCAAAGGGUUUGCGUAUUCAGCCGCAGUUGCCAUCCGCCUGGAACGCCAUCAAAGUGACACGCUUGUUCCGCGGUGCAACAUUUGUGAUAGAUAUACACCGUUCGGGAGAUGUGAAGGAGGUAGUAGUGAAGUACGACGGUCGAAUUCUUCCGGAAGCACGCUUCACUAACAUCCAGCCCGGUGAGACGUACCAGUUGUCUGUCUCGGUGCCUAAUUAAUGUAGUUGUUGAUGGUUGCGAACUGUGUGGCAGAUAGCAUACUAAUUCUAUGCUGAGCCAACUAAUUGAAGUUGAAACUAAAAGAGGCCUGGAAAGUUAGGAUGAUUUUCUGCCGAGCUAAUUAGACACGCUUGUUAAAUCUGCUCUUGGCUCAUUAAAACAUGUUAAUAGAUGGCACUAUUUCCUUUUAGAGAAAUUGUAUCU
Messenger RNA from Annulohypoxylon maeteangense, 2656 nucleotides. RefSeq names its product glycoside hydrolase family 94 protein. Gene Ontology annotation, biological process: cellulose catabolic process. Gene Ontology annotation, molecular function: hexosyltransferase activity; carbohydrate binding. The transcript has a single exon. The record is from RefSeq and is a predicted model, not a curated record. The coding region runs from base 95 to 2452 and encodes 785 amino acids. Lineage: Eukaryota; Fungi; Ascomycota; Sordariomycetes; Xylariales; Hypoxylaceae.